AUGGUGCCAGCAAAGUGGUCCUCCUCGGUGCCGGCGCCCUUGGCUCCAAGCCAGCAGAAGAGUCGAGCCCUGCGACGGAGACGGCCCUCCGAGAUAGAAAAAGAGCUGACGGACAUCCGGCGCCAGCUGCGCAACGCCGGCAAGCGGUUGAGGGCAGCCGCUCUUGUGCAGCAACCGGAUGUGGCAGCAGACUUUGCGCAGGGCUGGGGCAGGCGUGGGUGUGGGGCUGCUGCCCACGCGCAGCAGGCGCGUGAACAUUUGGUUGCAGAAGUUGAGUGGGCGUACAUUCGCGCGCCGCUGGCUUUCAUUGUGCAGUUGGAAACCAACCCGCUGGAGGCUUGCCCAAUGAACGACGUUCUUUGCGCAUCUCGGUAUGUGGUGCAGCACGAGCUUUUCCAAUGGGUGGAGCGCCAAAACGUGGAGCAGGGUGUUGCUCCUUCGCGGCGGCAACUUGUGGAGCACGCCUUGAGUAGCGUCCCUCACACAGUGCCUGAGGAAGUGCGGCGGCUGGUGUCUGCUGUUCUGACUGGCUCACCGCGCAGUCAGCGCCGAUGGCUGGCCAAGUUUCGGCAGCGCUGGGGCGCCCGCUUGGGCAAAUUAAAGCUUCAGCCUUGCGUGUCAAUUGACGCCAUGCAGAGGAAGGCUUGGGCGUGGCGCCGCUUUCAGGCCCUUGGUUGGCAGGCGAUGGCUUACUUCCAGUGGGUGAACGAAGCCUUGACAGCAGCGCCGACUGGGAGGUCGCCGUUGGUGAUUAACAUGGAUGAGACUGCUGUGGUCCGGCAUGUUUCCGGGCUUGUCGGAACUGUUGUCAGACACCCACGGGCGACAAGAUGCCCGAAAGAUGAGGCCACCUUGUCUGACGUGCGAAGCUACAUUUCUUAUUUCGCUAGCAUCACUCAUGACAGGGCUGUGCAGCCCAUGCUGCCCCAGGUGUUGGUCGGAAAUGAGCACCAGUUCCCAGUCAAACUCUUAGAAGGCUUGCGGCCGCUUCCACACGGUGUCCACAUGUGGCGCUGCAAGUCGGCGUGGAACAAUCAUGCGACAAUGCGCCGUUACAUUUCCCUUUUGGCGAAGAGUCUUGGAGAUCUCGUCCAGCAGCGGUAUGUUAUCCUCUUGCUGGAUGUGCACCGCUCACACAUAGACGUGUCGAUCUUCAAGCAUGCUCUCCGCUGUGGUGUGAGAUUGGUCUAUGUGCCAGCUUCCAUGACGGGGGUGCUGCAGCCUUGCGACACACACCUCUUCUCGAGGUUCAAAGCAGCGUUUGCAGACAUGUGGCGGAGGCAGAAGGCGGAGUGUGUGGCAGGAGUCGUUACCACAAAUGAUUGGGUUAGAGUGAUUUGGAGAGCUGUGGAGGAAGUUGUGAUGCGCGGUGAUUGGCAGCAGGCCUUCGAAUCAGCUGGCGUUCUCAGGCGCCAACAACGUCUGGCUGGCAAUUUGCGUGAGAAGCUGGGUUGGGCGGAGCUGCCUGAGGUGCCUGCCGGCCCACCCGCUGUAGAUUUGGCAAGAGAGAUUUUCCCUCGGAGAAUGCGGCUGGACGUGUUGUCCUAUGUGCUGUGGAAGCCAAAGUGCCAGCGGAGCAGGGAGUCCGCAGAAUGUUCAGGGUUCCGCAGUUUGUCAGUGUCUGCGGAGGCCUUGCUCCACGAGGAAAUGGAAGCGCUGAAGAGACGCCGUGGUGAGUUGAAGAGGCAGUGUCGCCAAGCGGCCAGGGACAGUAAGGUGCUGGCGAAGAAGAGACAGCGGCUGCUGCAGGCUGCGAAAAACUUGAGCGCAGAGGACUUGCAGCUGUUGCUGCGCGCGGCGGAGCAAGGCCGGCUUGUUUGGGCUGACUUCUGGCGGCGCUCGUGUAGCCAGGCCCCGAAGGUGGCGAAGGCGAAGGAGGUGAUGGCGCUGCAGGCGGGCUGGGGAGUGCCAUGUGCUGUAAAGUUGCUGCGAUGUGGCCAGGCGCUCCCGCGCCCAGAGCUGGGGAGAGAGGUGUGGAGGAUGCUGGCGCAGGGGCUGGAGGCUCACGAGUUGCACUUGCUUCGAGCUGACCAGACAG
Molecule: messenger RNA, 2038 nt
Organism: Effrenium voratum
Lineage: Eukaryota; Dinophyceae; Suessiales; Symbiodiniaceae
Source: the annotation of a GenBank genome assembly